Messenger RNA from Sus scrofa (pig), 8501 nucleotides. It is a transcript of the gene EXOC4, whose product is annotated as exocyst complex component 4. The record is from RefSeq and is a predicted model, not a curated record. Lineage: Eukaryota; Metazoa; Chordata; Mammalia; Artiodactyla; Suidae. Gene Ontology annotation, biological process: chemical synaptic transmission; Golgi to plasma membrane transport; exocytosis. Gene Ontology annotation, cellular component: exocyst; growth cone membrane; synapse.
AGACGUCAAUUACAGAGUUUAUGCUUGGUUCCUUCCAACCCACCCGCUCUCCCCCCGAGUACCAAGAUGGCGGCAGAAGGAGCUGGUGGGAAAUACAGAAGCACAGUCAGCAAAAGCAAAGACCCCUCGGGGCUGCUCAUCUCUGUGAUCAGGACCCUCUCGACCAGUGAUGACGUUGAAGACCGAGAAAACGAGAAGGGGCGCCUGGAAGAGGCCUACGAGAAGUGUGACCGAGACCUGGAUGAACUGAUCGUGCAGCACUACACAGAACUGACGACAGCCAUUCGCACGUACCAGAGCAUCACAGAGCGCAUCACCAACUCCCGGAACAAGAUAAAGCAGGUGAAGGAGAAUCUGCUUUCAUGUAAGAUGCUGUUGCACUGCAAACGAGACGAACUGCGGAAGUUGUGGAUUGAAGGGAUUGAACAUAAGCAUGUCCUGAACCUGCUGGAUGAAAUCGAGAAUAUCAAGCAAGUGCCUCAAAAGCUGGAACAGUGCAUGGCGAGCAAGCACUACCUCAGUGCCACCGACAUGCUGGUGUCAGCAGUCGAGUCUUUGGAGGGCCCCUUGCUCCAGGUGGAAGGCCUGAGCGACCUCAGGUUGGAGCUUCACAGCAAGAAGAUGAACCUUCACUUGGUUCUCAUAGAUGAACUGCACCGGCACCUUUAUAUCAAGUCCACGAGCCGAGUUGUGCAGCAGAACAAGGAAAAGGGGAGGAUGAGCUCCCUUGUGAAAGAUGCUUCUCCUGUUCCUCUACUUGAUGUUACAAACCUUCCUACUCCUCGAAAAUUCCUCGACACCUCUCAGUAUUCUACUCCGGGAAGCUCAAGUGUGAAGGAGAUAAGCCUCCAGGACAUCAAGGAAGAUUUGGAAUUGGAUCCGGAAGAGAAUAGCACUCUUUUUAUGGGCAUUCUCAUCAAGGGGCUGGCCAAACUGAAGAAGAUUCCAGAGACAGUGAAGGCAAUCAAAGAACGCUUGGAGCAGGAGCUGAAGCAAAUUGUGAAGAGGUCCACAACCCAGGUGGCCGACAGUGGCUACCAGAGGGGAGAGAACAUCACUGCUGAGAACCAACCAAGGUUACUUCUAGAACUGCUGGAGUUGCUGUUUGACAAGUUCAAUGCUGUUGCCACUGCACACUCUGUAGUCCUGGGAUACCUGCAAGACACUGUUGUGACUCCACUGACGCAGCAGGAAGAUGUCAAAUUGUAUGACAUGGCAGACGUGUGGGUGAAGAUCCAAGAUGUUCUGCAGAUGUUGCUGACUGAGUACCUGGAUAUGAAAAAUACGCGUACGGCUUCUGAACCAUCAGCGCAACUGAGUUAUGCCAGCACUGGACGAGAGUUUGCAGCCUUUUUUGCCAAGAAGAAACCUCAAAGGCCAAAAAACUCUCUUUUCAAGUUCGAAUCAUCCUCCCACGCCAUCAGCAUGAGCGCCUAUCUGCGAGAACAGAGAAGGGAGCUGUACAGUCGGAGUGGAGAACUUCAAGGGGGUCCUGAUGACAACUUAAUUGAAGGUGGAGGAACAAAAUUUGUCUGCAAACCAGGAGCUAGAAAUAUUACUGUCAUAUUCCAUCCAUUACUAAGGUUUAUUCAGGAGAUAGAGCAUGCCCUGGGACUUGGCCCAGCCAAACAGUGUCCUCUUCGAGAGUUUCUCACCGUGUACAUCAAAAACAUCUUCCUCAAUCAGGUCUUGGCUGAGAUCAACAAGGAGAUUGAAGGGGUCACGAAAACAUCCGACCCCCUGAAGAUCCUAGCUAAUGCAGACACCAUGAAGGUGCUGGGUGUGCAGCGGCCUCUCCUGCAGAGCACAAUCAUUUUGGAGAAGACAGUGCAAGACCUCAUGAACCUGAUGCAUGACUUGAGUGCUUACUCGGAUCAGUUCCUCAACAUGGUGUGUGUGAAGCUCCAGGAAUACAAAGACACCUGCACUGCAGCCUACAGGGGCAUUGUCCAGUCGGAAGAAAAACUUGUCAUAAGCGCAUCUUGGGCGAAAGAUGAUGAUAUCAGCAGGCUCUUGAAAUCUCUUCCAAACUGGGUUAAUAUGGCUCAACCCAAGCAGCUGAGGUCCAAGAGAGAAGAGGAAGAAGAUUUCUUAAGGGCAGCCUUUGGCAAGGAGUCAGAAGUACUUAUUGGGAACCUGGGUGAUAAGUUAAUCCCUCCACAAGACAUCCUCCGUGACGUCAGCGACCUCAAAGCCUUGGCCAACAUGCAUGAAAGCCUGGAAUGGUUGGCAGGUCGAACAAAGGCAGCCUUCUCCAACCUUUCCACAUCCCAGAAUCUGUCUCCUGCUCAAGAUAACCACGUGAACAUGGAUCUCCCUGCGGUGUCAGAGCAGAUCAUGCAGACCCUGAGUGAACUUGCCAAAUCUUUCCAGGAUAUGGCUGACCGCUGCUUGCUGGUCCUACACCUAGAAGUCAGGGUUCACUGUUUCCACUAUCUCAUCCCUCUGGCGAAGGAAGGGAACUAUGCCAUUGUGGCCAAUGUGGAAAGUAUGGAUUAUGACCCUCUGGUGGUCAAGCUCAACAAAGACAUCAGCGCCAUUGAAGAGGCCAUGAGUGCCAGCCUCCAGCAACACAAGUUCCAGUAUAUAUUUGAAGGCCUAGGACACCUGAUCUCCUGCAUCCUUAUUAAUGGUGCCCAGUACUUCAGGCGCAUCAGUGAGUCCGGCAUCAAGAAAAUGUGUCGGAACAUUUUUGUCCUUCAGCAGAAUUUGACCAACAUCACCAUGUCACGGGAGGCAGACCUGGAUUUUGCAAGGCAGUACUACGAGAUGCUCUACAACACGGCCGAUGAGCUCCUGAACCUGGUGGUGGACCAGGGCGUGAAGUACACGGAGCUGGAGUACAUCCACGCCCUGACCUUGCUGCACCGCAGCCAGACGGGGGUGGGAGACCAGACCACCCAGAACAUGCGGCUUCAGCGGCUCAAGGAGAUCAUCUGCGAGCAGGCGGCCAUCAAGCAAGCCACCAAGGAUAAGAAGAUAACUACAGUGUAACCGCCGCCCCGUGGAAGGGGGACAGGGGCACGGCUUGUUUUUGUCUCCUUAGUCAUACUCCUUUCUGGCUGUGUUAUUGGGUGUAGUCUGAGCUGACUUAGUUUUCUCGACACGGAUGCUCAAGUGGAGAGAAGGUAGAAGGAUUUUUUUUUUUUUUUUUUUCCGCUUUGGUUUUGGCUUUUCAUAUAAACUCUCAAGGGAAUUUGCAGUACAGAAUGUUGGGAUCGACCGUUUAUUGGAAUGCCGUCCAUUGCAAAGGGUCCGGGGGUGGGAUGGGAAGGAAGGUUGUGUGACAUUGGACUCAGAACAAGAUGCAUGCACGAUUACUAAUGCCCAGCCGUUUCGGAUAAGUAUAGAUUGUUGCCUAUGUAAACCUCUCAAUAGGGUUCUAUUGCAUAAACAGUAGGGUUUUUAUGCUCUUGACCUUGUCCAUUGACAGUUCAGUGAAGCAAGUGCAUGUGCAUUGCUUUCUGUCACCAGGGCCCAUGGCUUCUCAGCUGGCGGUAGUUUUCAGCAAAUUUCCCCUUUGGGGCUGGGGGGAGGAAGUCCUCUUAUGUCAGACCUUGGGAGAGUCUUGUAUGCAGUAGCCUGGACACAGCUUAUGGAUUGGUUUGAUGCCUUUUUGUUUUUAUUUCUACUGUCUUAAAACUGAGAACCAGGAAAUGAAUGAUGAAAAUGCAAGAACAAAAGGUAAUUCAACCCUCUUCCUGAUUUUUUCCUCACUCUCCAAGAGAAAAUGAUUGUUAGAGAAUUUUUAAUCUCACUGGAAAGAUUGUCUGGGUGUGACUGGUUCUUAAAUGCUCACCCUCCUUAUAAGCCCCAGGGUCUUUUUUUCUUUUCUUUUUUUCUUUUUGUCUGUUUCUUUCUUGCAUGUGUGUGUGUACUUUUUUUUUUUUAACAUAUUUGUUGAAUUAACAUAUAGUUGAUUUACAGUGUUGUACCAAUUUCACCCAAGGUCUUUCUCACCUUAGAAGGUACCCAAACUGGGUGCAGGGAAGGUAAAACCACCACGAUAUCCUUCCUCUGUGCAGCCACCAGCUGAGGAUGUUUCUGAGGUAUACUGGGCUGGCGCGGGAGCACGCUGCUCCUGGCACAUUUGCCUUCCCCACUGACCCCACAUCUCCAAGCCUUCUUGCUGCCUCUGGCUGUCAUAUCACAGAAGAAAGCAAUGCACUGACUGGGACACAGCUUGCAAACACAGGCAAGGGAGAGCUGAAAGAACUCGGACCAGAUGAGGUCAUAUCUCAUGAUCUGAUGGUCCAGAAUUUCGCACCUGUUUGUUCAACUUAGGUCUUGGUGGGAAAAGCAGAAAAUUAAAAAAUAUUUCGAGAAGCGUAGGUGUCGUGUAUUGUUUCUCUUGUGUUUAUUCAGCAAACAUUCCCUGAGAGCCUUACCCAAUGCUGCUGGGCGUGGGAGCAGAAAUAAGAUAAUGAGAACACUCUUUCCACCUACAUCGAAGACAGCAUGGGAUCUGGACUCUGACCCAGAUCCCAAGAGGUGUGCACUUGGGGCUGGGUUGGAAAUCAAGCCAGUGGGGUAGCUGUGUAGGGACUUCAGCAGGCAGCUGGAGGACAGUCUUCCAGGGGAUUCGGGAAGGAGUGUUGUAAAUCUAUGUGGCGUCAGAGGCCCAGGUGGGAAGAAGCUGAAUCUGUGUGGGAGACCAUCAUGGAAAAAUGUCCUAAGCAGCAUUGCUGGAGGUGAUCUCCCUGGAAGUGGGGCGGGAGGCAGGAGACAGGGGGAGGUCAGUGCUGAUCGCCGUGGCCGUGGCCUGUGCCCAGAGCUUCCGUGCCUUGCCCCUGCCCUCUUCUGUCCUCCCUAGAAAAACAACCUUGGAGUGGUGACAGGAAGGCCAGAAGAGCCAGGGGUGGGCUGGGGGAGUUUAUAGGAGCAUUUUAUUGGCUCUGGAAAGGGAUGUGGGUUUUGACAGUCAAAGGCCAAGAUCACUGAGAACCAGCGGACAAAUGGUGAACAUGCUGCUUCAAGAGAUCAUUUCGGAAAGUAGACUCCCUGCUUUGCUUAUAGUAAUGACGGGAUUGAAAAAUGGUGAUUCUGCACAGAAAAAACAAUCUAGAGUUCUUUUUCCAAGACCUUCAAGGCCCACAUUUCUAUGCAAGAUGGUACAUCCGUCAUUAUUCGCCAACUGAUCAAGAAUAGCCAUUGCCACAGUCCGUGGGUGGUCAGGUGGAUGGAGAUGGCACAGCCACCUCAGGACCUGCCUUCCCUGGGGACACAGUGAGGAUUUCUUCUUGUUAUGGUCCUAGUUUGGGGAUAUUCUGUGUGACUGCUUGUGUGCUGCUCGAAGCCGUGACCGGAAAUCGCUAGAGAGCGCCAGACCCCCCGCGGGUGGAGGCCAGCAUGUGCUCACACCGAUAUGUAGCCACAGGAGUUCAUUUCCAGCCAUGAAGACCACUCCCCAAAGGUCCUGUUGCAGCUUAAAGGGUCAGGAAAAUAGGCCUCCCCAGAAAGGGCACUAAAACAAAGCAAACUCUUGUCUUUCUCUCCUACGAGGUGACAAGGGGGAUCAACAGGUGUAAAACACGACUGUCACAGCACCAUGGAGAAGGCGCACGAGGAAGCGUCCUGAGGUGGACAACAGACAGGAGCAAGAGGAGGGAGGACUGUGGGGCGAGGUCCAGCCUGGUCAUCAGAGAACUAGCUCCCCGAGCUCCAGCAACCGAGAGAGCUCACUUCUCUCUGUGUCACUGUCAUCUACUCUCUGGUAAAGUACCACACGUUGUCCCAUUCUGUACUCACAGCAACCGUGUCACCCAUACUACUUUCUUUCCUCGUAUAUCCAGGGGAUCAGAAAAUACUAAUGGCGUCUCUCCCAACUUAGCACCCCUUGGAAUAAACUCCGCGAAGCAGAGGUACUCAUUCAGAGGAUCGGAUCCAGCGCUUGAGAGGUUUUUGUAAAUCAAGUUGUGUUCCCAGAACUGCUGAUUGUGGUUUCUCCUUCUGCAGGGUUUUGUUACUUUUAAUUCUCUUAUUAUCCCUUGUCACUGGACCUCUUAAUUUAUAAAUAGUAUUCUGAUACUGUGCCCUUUCACCCCAGGAGCCAUUCAUUGAUACCUGUGCUAUGCAUGCAGUUUCUCUCAGGGACGUUCACCCUAGGACCGUGCUUUUAUGCCACAUUUACAAUGGGGCUUUUUAAUCUUAUUGCCCGAGUGGAACGUUUCCUUCCCGCAUACGAUUACAUCUCUGCUGAUUCACAAGGAGCAAGGUUAUAUGUUCCUCAUGCAGCCCUUGGCCGAAGAAGACCUGCUUCCAGGCUAUGAAAGACAAGAUCAUGUUGGAGUGGCCAGGUCAGCUCAAGUUCUGACCUGAGGAUCAACCCUAGGAUCAGACCUAAGCUCCCACAGCCCAUACCCUUGAGACAAUCAGUCAUGAAGAAUCUGGUGGGGACCCCCCCCCACUUGGAAUUACUGCCCUCUGUAGAGUGACCUCGUGCACAGACUCCCCAGCCUCUCUCCAGAACCUCUCCUUCUUGCCGGAUGCUUUCUCAGCCAGUCAUUAUUUAUGUUUCAGAUAGCUUGAGAAGAAAACCACAAAUACAGCCAAGUUGAAUUGGCAACCAAAGCCUGAUCAUUCUUACUGUCAGGUCAUAUCCAGGAAUGUCUUAGCACCAAGGUAUCCAUUGUCAGUCCAAGAGAUAUAAUUGCCUGUUAUGGCAGUAACAAAUCCUGACACGGAUUCAUGCAAUGGCCAACAAAAGAGACAGUCCCUUGUGACGAGGUGCUGGUACUUCCACUCUGAUGAAGAGUCACGCAACUUCCACUCCGGUCUUGUCCUCCCCAGAGCCCAGAUUACCUAAGGCUACCCUUCAUUAAGGAUUGAGAACUGAAAUCUUCAGUCCAACCCUCCGCUACUCUUUUUGCCUUUCUUGUAAGCCCAGGACUGUAUCUCAUUGUUUGCUGUUCCCUCCUUAACUAGCAAAGUACCUGGAAGUUGAUGGAACAAAUGGAUUCCUGCCUCAGUUCCUAGGAAUGUACCAAGGCCAUUUGCAUUCAGCAGUCGUGCCCUGAGAUAGCGCUGUGGCUGGUUCCCCAGGACCAGGGCACGGAUAUUUCACAGUCAACAGCGGGGGUUACCAGGGUUUCACACCAAGCCCUCCAUUGGAGGCAGACGUGAUGAGGAGACCAGCAAAGUGGCGGUCCUUCUGGCAGGAUGUGAAAACAAGAAGCGAACUGAUCAACACAAUUUUGCUUGGAAAGCAAAGCGUGUGCAGUAAUACGCACACCUGGGCGCAGCUGUCUUAAUGUGGCAGGGAUGCACAACAAACCGGGCAUCAUUUGGAGGGAGGGUAAUGAGGGACCAAGAGCAAGAAAACAAAGGAUGACUGCGCUCCGCGAAGGUCUCGACUCCCUUCUAAUUAGGCACAGUUGUUCUACGAAGUACGUAAUUAAUAAGCGUGUGACCAGAUGCGAAGUACAGCGGCGGCUCUUCCGGCGCUGGACGUGGUGAUGAAGUGUGCACAGCUGGAGGUAGUUGUUCUAAUUUGGCGGAGGCAGAAGGCCCGCCUGGAGUUUUGAGGAGGUGCAGCGAGAGCCGUACACCUGAAAGCAGCUCAUCCUAUUCCGACUGGGCCGGGGUGUAAUGAGAUGGAGCUAAUUAUCAGGAGUGUAAUGAGAUGCCAAAGCCCCUGGAGUUGAGCUGGAAAUUUCAAAGUGAGCUAAGCUGCAAACCCAAGAGAAGAAUUUCCACCGAUGGAGCCGGGUGUGAGUAGGAGGAAGUGUGCCUGAUUGAAAGACCUGCCUUCACGCCCCUGAGCCGAAGACUUCUGUCUGAAACUGCACAGGAUGCCAGGACCUUCCCCCACCUGGAGCAGGAGUCCCUGGGAACCUGAGAACACCAUGACCUGGAAAAGCUGCACAUGGAUUUCUUUUAAUGUGUAUAUGGUUUAUUUAUGUCCACACAACUGAAAAGAAAUCAAGUCAGGUGCUGUCGCGUGAGUGUCGUGGCCAUUAUAUUCCAUCUCAUUUAGAAAUGUGGCCUCAGAUUCCUGCUGACUUUGCAAAUAGAUACUCCAGGAGGAGAAAAAUUAGCAACCUCCUCAUCUCAAACUUCUUUCAUUACCUACCAGCCACAUUUUCUUUCACGAGGAUUUAUUUACCGCCAGAGAGCAGGAAACCCCUUAAUACCUGUUUUCUGUUCACGGUUUUUAUUUUACAGUUGCUGUUAUUUUAGACACCAUUUAUUGAACACUGAAUAUGUGUGAGAUGCUGUGCUAAAUGCUUUACCAUAGACUUCCAUUUAAUCCACAUGCUGGAGUUCCUCCCAUGGCUCAGCAGUUAACGAAUCUGACUAGCAUCCAUGAGGACCCAGGUUCGAUCCCUGCCCUUGCUCCAUGGGUUAAGGAUCUGGCGUGGCCGUGAGCUGUGGUGUGGGUGACAGCCUCUGUGCGGAUCCUGCAUUACUGUGGCUGUGGCAUAGUCCGACAGCUGUAGCUCCCAUUCAACCCCUAGCCUGGAACCUCCGCCUGCCGCAGAUGCGGCCCUAAAAAGCAAAAA